AACGGCUGCAUAGGCGGCCCGCCAUGCUGGGCACAGCCGGGCAGACCCCUGGAGCCCUCUCGCUGCCGCCGCCCGGUACCCUCCGCGGCCUCUACGCCUGGCUGGACCGACUCCCGCUCAGCCGCCCCAAGCGCCAUCUAGCUCGGGACUUCAGCGACGGCGUGAUGCUGGCGGAGAUCGUCAAGCACUUCCACCCCCGGCUCGUGGACCUGCACAACUACACCCCCACCUGCAACACGGAUCAGAAGCUCAGCAACUGGCAUGUUCUCAACAGGAAAGUCUUGCACAAGCUGAGCUUCUAUGUCUCAGAGACGGAUAUCCGCAAGGUAGUGGCCAACAGGCCUGGGGCUAUCGAGCCCAUUCUCUGUGCUCUGCGGGAAAAGAUAGAGAGUGGCGCUGCCCAUAUAGACCUGCGUGCUGCAACGCCCCGCAUAUACCCCCACCAUUUGCUCACUGACCCCCACCCACUACUGGAGAGUCUGCCUGAGGACCAUAGCAGGAGGGUUGGCCGCAGGAACGUAUGGCUCUUCUGCUUGACAUCUUACUUCACAACAUUUAAAGUCUGCAGGAUCAGGACCCUUUGGCGUGGACACCCUCCAGCCCCAGGUGGACCUCGCCACCAACACACACACUGGCCGGCCAAGAUCCAUGGCUCUCUCCAGCAGGAAGACCACUCAGGAUGGGAGCGCUCCAGGGAAGCUGGGCCACUGUGCCUGUGGAGGGUGGGUCUCUGUCUCUCCAACUUUCUGCCCUGCCCCAUCUGUCUCUCCAACCUUUUGCCAUGCCCCCAUGCCCUGUCUCCUGUCCUUGCCAUCUUCUUUGGGGCUCCAGACCAGUGGUCUCUUUCAGUUGGGACCCAGCUGGCGGGCCCUGGGAGCAUCCAGACCCCAGGACCCAGCAGCUUUUGGAGGAACAGGAACAGGCACUGGCUGUCCUGCAGGAAAUGGUCAAGGUACGGGCAUCCCAGGCUGCUGGACACCCAUGAGAUUUUGCAGAUGAAAGUUGUCAGGCUGGAGCACCUGGUGCAGCUGAAGGACCGGCAGAUUGCAGAGCUCACGAGGCCCAGGCGUGAGGAGCACAGAGGGCCACCGGGAGGAGCCCCCUAGCCUGAGUCAGCCAGACCCUGAGCCUCCCUCAGAACUGUGGCAUGCUUCCAGGUGCAGCCAAGCACUCACUGUCUGGCACAAGUGCGCUCCAGGGUCCUGCCAGGUGGAGACAGUUUAGACUCAAAGACUUCCAUGUGGUUCUCUCACGCCCUGGGAAGUCUCAUCAUUGCAUUUGUGAUCAUGCGAGACUGGGUGUGUGUGGUGUCUGGUAUCAUGGCGGGGGCUGGAAGCGCCGUGGUCAGCCACAUGGCCCCAGUGGGGCUAGCCCAGAAACACCCCAGCCAUUCUGAGCUCUGUGGAGGAUUCUGUAGAAAAGGCUGGCUAGGAAGUGGAGGCGUCACCUGAGCCCAGUCCAUCUUCUCUACUGAAGGAGGAUGUGAGGAGCUGGGCGAGCAGCUGGUCACCUGGUUUGCUCCAGAGGUUUUGGGGGUCAGGGUACACUAGGAUCUGGGACCUUCUGGCUGCUGCGAAGUCUCCCGCAACUGGCCCUCCUGCUAUGGCUUUCACACCAGGGACUGGACCCCACCAGUUUUCCCAGAGGCCCUUAAUCCUCUGGGCAGUGGCUUUGGUGUGUAGGAUACCUCAGGUGCUGAGGGUGGCUGGGGAAGGCAGGAGGGGGUGCUCUGUCCCCACAGUCUCCCUGCUCUUGCAUCCAGAGAGUAGGGGAGACAGACUGGACCCUCCCUUAAGGGUCUGCUCUCCCUGGGGCUCCUGGGCCAAAGCCCUGGCCCCUGCAGGACGUACGGAAGGAACGUCAGUGCUAUAAACCUCAGGAGGGUUUCAGAGGUUCCAACAGUCUAUUUUCUACCUGAGUCAGAGGCCAGUUUCACAGGUCCUUAACAUCCCAGUCACUUUGCAACUCAGCAGCCAAGAAGGCAGCUUCCUUAUGACUGUCUUAGUCAGCUUUGGUCAGGUAGCUGGGGCAGCCUGGUUCUUGGAGCCUUUGUCCAGAAGCCAGACUGAGGGCUUCCCACUAGGUUGGGGUGUCCCAGCCCCCAGUAGGGUGAGUCUGUUGCUCUCCUUGGUGUGGGCAUCCUGGGCAGGAGUACAGGGCAUGUUGGGACAUGGGAAUUUUGACUGCAGGUGGCACCUGCUGUUGCCUGGAAUUGGAGUAGGGGUCUGGGGUCUUUCCCAAAUCAUUGUGGUAGGGCAGCGCCUGUGGCUCAAAGGGUUAGGGCGCCGGCCCCAUAUGCCAAGGUAGCGGGUUCAAACCCAGCCCUGGCCAAAAACUGCAAAAAACAAAACAAAAUCAUUGUGAUAACCAUCACAGACAGGCGCCACAGGGCCAGGUGCACAGCUGUGCUCAUAGCUGGGGUGGGAGCAGGAAGUACCUGGGGAGGCCAGAACUGGAGCAGAGGCUGCUGUGCCUAUGUUUCUGUGUGGGGGUGGGGGUAUGCAUGUGUGCUAGCCUGUGGCUGCACUAGUGCGUAGGGUAGGUGCUUCGGGUUCCAGCACCCCCUCCUGUUGGCAGCCUGCUCCAGCCUACUUGGGCCAGGGGAUGGAUGGAAGGCCACCUAGGUGGGAUCUGCAUCCCCAAUUGCACAGGCCCUUGGAGACCUCUACAGGCACCAGCAAGAGCUGUAUCCUUGGCUUGGUGCCUGUGGCUCAAGUAGCUAAGGCGCCAGCUACAUACACCUGAGCUGGCGGAUUCAAAUCCAGCUCGGGCUGCCAAACAAUGAUGGCUCUCACCAAGAAAUAGCUGGGUGUUGUGGCAGGCACUUGGCAGCUACUUGGGAGGCGGAGGCAGGAGAAUCGCUUGAGCCCAGGAGCUGGAGGUUGCUGUGAGCUGUGAUGCCACAGCACUCUACCCAGAGCUUGAGGCUGUGUCUCAAAAAGCUGUG
Nycticebus coucang (slow loris) is the source of this 2947-nucleotide messenger RNA. RefSeq names its product sperm flagellar protein 1-like. The transcript has 6 exons. The record is from RefSeq and is a predicted model, not a curated record. Bases 24 to 1106 code for a protein of 360 amino acids. Gene Ontology annotation, cellular component: axoneme. Lineage: Eukaryota; Metazoa; Chordata; Mammalia; Primates; Lorisidae. Gene Ontology annotation, molecular function: microtubule binding. Gene Ontology annotation, biological process: regulation of cytoskeleton organization.